Molecule: messenger RNA, 1251 nt
Organism: Halichondria panicea
Lineage: Eukaryota; Metazoa; Porifera; Demospongiae; Suberitida; Halichondriidae
Product: DNA primase large subunit-like
Exons: 9
Coding region: 59-1168 (369 amino acids)
Biological process (GO): DNA replication initiation; DNA replication, synthesis of primer
Cellular component (GO): alpha DNA polymerase:primase complex
Source: RefSeq, a predicted model, not a curated record
UGCACAUAAUCGGCCUUGAAUCGAGGCUAGUUUCAGGCUGGAAACAGAGUUGCUGAGAAUGAGAUUUAGAGAAUUGUUAGGGUUUUCCGAGCGAGCAGAGUUCUUUAACAGCUACAAAGAUGACUUCAACUUUGAUGUUGUCAGCAGGGAAGUCAGUGAGCUGAAGGAUGAAGAACUGAAUUUCUAUCGAGAUAGUCCUGACAGCUUCUACAUUGUACCAUUUGCUGACGCCCUGGACUUGGUUCAGAGCAGACAAGUGGUCAUCAAGAGUGGCGCUGUGUACAUAUCCGUCAACAAUGAGGAAAUGAUUGCUCGUUUGGUGUGCAACAAGUUCAGACAGAAGCUUUCUGAGGAACUAGUGAAGACCCGUAACCACCUACCAGUGGUGGAUGAUGAUGAGAGGAUUGCCCCCAUGCUCAAGACCAUCAAACAUCGCUACCUUGGUGAGGACUUCUCCAGUGUGGGAGAGAAUCUGCAGGGAAGCAUCUCACUGGCCCAGAUUGACUUCCGUAGAUUUGUGUGUCUUGAAGCAGUCCUUUCCUCCCUGUAUGAGACCCUGCGCAAAGAACACCAUCUGAGACACUUCGGUCGUCUACAGUACGGACUGUUCCUCAAGAGCAUUGGACUCACACUGGACCAAGCUAUGGCCUUCUGGAGAGCAGAGUUUGUCAAGAAAAUGGAACCAGAGAAGUUUGAGAAGCAGUAUGCAUACAAUGUGAGACACAGCUAUGGUAAAGAGGGCAAGAGGGCCAACUACACUCCCUACAGUUGCCUCAAAAUCAUUCUCUCCAACAAUCCAGGCCAAGGAGACCAUCACGGGUGUCCUUUUCGUCACUGGGAUGAUAGUCACAUUCGACAGAUGCUCACCACUCAUGGAGUUUCACAUAAAGGAGUCACUAACAUCACCGCCUAUCUGAAGGAUGACCACUACCAACUAGCCUGUCAGAAAUACUAUGAGAUCACUCAUGCUAUUGAAGCUGCCCCUUUCAGUUUGGAGCACCCCUCUCAGUAUUUCCGGGAGAGCCGAAUGCAGCGUGGGCACACUGGUGGUAAACAAGAGACAAGACUGCCAACUGUAAAGACUGAAGUGAAAGCAGAGGAUGAUUUUUGUGGAGAUAUAUCAAUUCAAGACAUGCAGAACUUUGAAGAAGAAAUGGACCAAUUCUAGCUAUAUUCUACCACCAGUUAUAUCCUACCACCUGUAUGUAUACCACAUGCUCUCUAGUAGUAAACACUCUUUGAUCCGCUGUG